AUGGAAUGGAAGAAGUGUUAUUUGGAUGUGAUAUUGGUGCCAUUAGCAUUUCUGAUAAGCAUUGGUUAUCAUUUCUGGCUGUGGUACGCUGUUCGAACUCAUCCACACACAACUAUCAUUGGCAUCAAUGCCAGUGGUAGACGGAAUUGGGUUGCUGCCAUGAUGAAGGACAAUGAGAAAAAAAACAUCCUGGCUGUUCAGUCACUGCGGAACGCAAUCAUGGGUUCGAGCCUAAUGGCCACAACCUCUGUUCUCCUGUGCACAGGCCUAGCAGCAGUCAUAAGCAGCACUUACAGUGGGAAGAAGCCACUCGAUGACACAGUCUAUGGGGCACAUGGGGAGUUCAUGGUUGCUCUCAAAUAUGUCACUCUGCUCACUAUGUUCCUCUUCUCAUUCUUCUGCCACUCUCUUUCCAUAAGGUUCAUAAAUCAAGUUAACAUCCUAAUCAACACCCCGCAGGACUCAAUGUCCUUGGUGACCCCAGAAUAUGUGAAUGAGAUCUUACAGAAAGGCUUCAUUUUGAACACCGUCGGAAAUAGACUCUUCUAUGCAGCACUUCCUCUGUUGCUCUGGAUCUUUGGCCCGGUAUUGGUGUUCCUGUGCUCUCUCGCUAUGGUUCCAGUGCUUUACAACCUUGACUUUGUGGUCACUAGUAGUGGAAAGGGAAAGAUGGACGCGAAUGAGAAUAGGGAUUUUGUAUGA
Molecule: messenger RNA, 702 nt
Organism: Gastrolobium bilobum
Lineage: Eukaryota; Viridiplantae; Streptophyta; Magnoliopsida; Fabales; Fabaceae
Exons: 2
Coding region: 1-702 (233 amino acids)
Source: RefSeq, a predicted model, not a curated record